Molecule: messenger RNA, 1421 nt
Organism: Striga asiatica
Lineage: Eukaryota; Viridiplantae; Streptophyta; Magnoliopsida; Lamiales; Orobanchaceae
Source: the annotation of a GenBank genome assembly
ACCACCACCACGCUCAACCCAACAAAUCCCUUUAUUAUUAACCCUCUUUUCCAGCUUCACUCCCCCACACGACUCUCUCUCCCCCCUUUUUUCACUCUCUUUCUCUCUCCAUGGAUUCCCUCACCCUCCUCUGCACCGCCGCCCUCCUAAUCGCCGGCGGCCUCUACUGGUUUGUCUGCAUUCUCGGAUCCGCCGAACAGAAGGGAAAGCGCGCCGUCCACCUCUCAGGCGGUUCGAUCUCCCGCGAGAAGGUCGAGGACACCUACCGCCAGUACUGGUCCUUCUUCCGCCGCCCCAAAGAGAUCGAGACCGCCGAAAAGGUCCCCGCCUUCGUCGACGCCUUCUACAACCUCGUCACCGACAUCUACGAGUGGGGAUGGGGACAGUCCUUCCAUUUCUCCCCCUCCCUCCCCGGAAAAUCCCACCGCGACGCCACGCGCCUCCACGAGGAGAUGGCCGUCGACCUCCUCUCCGUCGGGCCGGGGGCACGCAUCCUCGACGCGGGCUGCGGCGUCGGCGGCCCGAUGCGGGCCAUCGCGGCCCACUCCGGCGCGAAGGUCGUCGGGAUCACUAUCAACGAGUACCAGGUGGAUCGGGCCCGGGCCCACAAUAAAAAGGCCGGGCUGGACGCGCUCUGCGAGGUCGUGUGCGGCAAUUUCCUCCAGAUGCCGUUCGAGGACGCGAGCUUCGACGGGGCUUAUUCGAUCGAGGCCACGUGCCACGCGCCUAAAUUGGAGGAGGUUUACAGCGAGAUCUACCGGGUCCUAAAACCCGGAUCCAUGUACGUUUCCUACGAGUGGGUGACGACGGAUCUGUACCGGGCGGACGACCCGGAGCACGUGGAGGUAAUUCAAGGGAUCGAGCGUGGGGACGCGCUGCCGGGGCUCCGGAGCUACAAAGACAUAUCCGAGGUGGCGAAGCGGGUCGGGUUCGAGGUGCUGAAGGAGCAGGAUCUGGCGAAGCCGCCGGCCGGGCCGUGGUGGACCCGGCUGAAGAUGGGUCGGGUCGCGUACUGGAGGAACCAUUUGGUGGUAACGGUGCUGUCGUGGCUGGGGAUUGCGCCGAAAGGGGUUGUUGACGUGCACGAGAUGCUGUUUGUGACGGCGGACUACUUGACCCGAGGAGGAGAAACGGGUAUUUUCACACCGAUGCAUAUGAUUCUCUGCAGGAAGCCCGAGAGUUUUGGAUUCGUAUCAACAAGAGAUGAAAAGGUAUUUAUAAUAUAAUUCAAUUAUGCGGGUAUUUCGGUAUUUCCUCCUUAUCUGUCAUUUUGUUGGAUCAAAUACCAUUUCUUUAUAAUAGUUGAGGUUGCAAUUAUAAGAAUAAGCUUGUUGAGAAACCUGUUGAACUAGUCAACUAGCUGCUAUCAAUUAAGAUUUUUCUUAUUAAAAUAAUAAAUGAAGCAUUCUUACUUACAUAAA